AGUACAGUAUAUCUGUCACGCAAUGCCCAGCGCCCCUCCGCUCCUGUCACCUUUCACCCUGUUUCUAAUACCCUCUGUUCACCCUUCUCCCAUCCCCCAGCAAAAUAGCGGCCACAUGAGAUUAUUAACCACGCCCCCUACCGGGAAUUGGAUCGUUAAUACGCCAAUCAUCUAUUUAAACCCAACCUCUUAGCCCCGCCACACAGCGACACGCCCCCUUGAUUCUGAUUGGUUCACAGGCCAGUCACUCUCAUUUUCCAAACAAUUCGGCUAAGUUUAGUCACCAGGCAACACCGUGAAGGGCGUAGCCCAGGCUACUGAGUCUUGUACGGUGGCCUGGAGUGGACGGGUUUUAGAAGCGGUUUUGUGGCUGACAGAGGUGAGUGUGUCACCUGCCGGCGGGUGUGUGUACCCACUGAACGCUUGGGCCCCGCUUAGGGCUGCCAGUGCUUAGGAAUGUACCCGUGUUUCUCUUGGCACUGAUACAAAUGGGUCCCCCUCCCCUCCCUUCAUGACAUUUGUUUCUGUCCACAUUCAUAAUACCGUAGUUGUUAUGGAGAUGGUGGCAGUCACGUGUUCUGUGUGUAAUUUCUUAUCCUGAUUGCCUGUUGCUCAAUGUAUGGGAAUUUGGCAGUGCCAUCUGGACUCCCACAGAGGCUGUGUUCUCUCUGUUGAGGGGUCCCUAAGGAUGUAUUGAUCAACUUAACCGGCGCUCUUCUGCACUAGCCUGUUGCAUGAAGCAAUAGAUCACCGAUCGGACGGCGGUGAGCAAGGAGUGGAUUUAUUUUUUUUUAAGAUUUUGUAGAAGAAUCGUGGUAUGGAGAAUGGUAUUAAAGAAAGCCAAGUUGGUCUAAGCAAAAAUGGCACACACACUGUAUUGCCUUCUACUAUGGUGUCAGAGAAAGGAAAUAAAAAUGACAAAGGAGUGCUGAACUCCUUGAUGUCUGGAGCUCUGGCUGGUGCUGUUGCCAAAACAGCUGUGGCCCCCCUGGAUCGAACCAAAAUCAUCUUCCAAGUGUCUUCAAACAGAUUCUCUGCUAAGGAAGCCUACAGGUUGAUAUAUCGCACAUAUCUCAAUGAGGGAUUCCUGAGUCUCUGGAGAGGCAAUUCUGCCACUAUGGUGCGAGUUAUCCCUUAUGCUGCCAUACAGUUCUGUGCCCAUGAACAGUAUAAACAACUGCUUGGCAGUUAUUAUGGCUUUCAAGGAACUGCUUUGACACCCAUCCCCCGCCUUCUGGCAGGAUCUCUCGCAGGUACAACAGCUGCAAUGUUGACUUAUCCACUGGAUCUUGUUCGUGCACGUAUGGCAGUCACGCCAAAGGAGAUGUACAGUAACAUUAUUCAAGUAUUUAUACGUAUGUCCAAAGAAGAAGGCUGGAAAUCUCUGUAUCAGGGAUUUAAUCCUACUAUUCUAGGAGUCAUUCCCUAUGCUGGAAUCAGCUUCUUUACUUAUGAGACACUAAAGAAGCUACAUGCUGAGCAUACUGGCAAAACACAACCAUCCCCCAUUGAACGGCUGAUAUUUGGGGCCUGCGCUGGACUACUUGGUCAGUCAGCCUCUUACCCACUGGAUGUGGUGAGGAGACGCAUGCAGACUGCUGGCGUAACUGGACAUACAUACAGCUCCAUACUUGGAACCAUGCAGGAGGUGGUGGCAGAAGAAGGUUUUAUUCGUGGGUUGUACAAAGGCCUCAGUAUGAACUGGGUCAAGGGGCCGAUGGCAGUUGGUAUAAGCUUUACUACCUUUGAUCUAACACAGAUCCUUCUCAAGAAGCUCCAGAAAGUAUCUGAUGUUCAGCGAUAAUGUGGAGGGUCAUUUCAUGGUACUUUAACAUGCUUGCUGUUUCAGGAGGAUCCUUAUGACAGUGAGGAUUUUAGAAUGGCAAAUGUCUCCUUCUCAGUCUAAAGGAAAAGGUUCGCUUUGCAUUUUUAAAGAAAGUGUGGUGCUUAUUUAGUUAGCCAAAACAAUAUGGCUACAGAAGAAGUUGCUUUUGCCAAAAGAGGAGUUAACAUUGCCAUUGUUUUGGAAUUGGUGGUAUAGUUCAGGGUUGGUGGUAUAAGAUGAGCACAGCCCCUGUCUGUGUAACUCUUCAUAUCGCUGUUAUUGGCCCUCACCGUUUUCCUGUGUGCCAGAACUGCCUCCGAACAGGAUGCCGACUGCCAUUUCUUAAGAAAAUUCUUCUGGACAGGUGAAUCCUAGCAAUGUAGAUGGUACCAAAAUUUAAGAGAGAUCAAGGCUUCAAGGGCUGUAGUGCUGAUUCCAUAAGCAGGAAAGCACAAGCCAAAAUGUACUGCAAUUUAUGACCGUGUUUUUUUUUAGUUUUGUCCACUGAAUGAAUGUUGUAUAUUAUUAUUAUUAUUAUUAUUAUUUUUUAUUUUUUUUUGCCUAGCAUUUGUGAGCGAAGAUUACAGCAUUGGCUUUUGGAAUCCAGUUGCUCUCUUUUUUUUUUAAUAUCAGAAUGAUGUCAAGUUCCAUUGUUUGGUAUAAUAAUACACGCACACACAUAAAUAUAUAUAUAUACACACUCUCACAUAGUUGUGCACUUUUUGUCUCUGUUACAAAAUUAUAUAUAUAUAUAUAUAUAUAUUUUUUGCAAGUAGACACUUUAUAGACAUGCAGAUGAGGACUUCCAAGGAUGGGA
This is a messenger RNA of Hyla sarda, 2642 nucleotides long. RefSeq names its product solute carrier family 25 member 42 (gene SLC25A42). The coding region runs from base 818 to 1804 and encodes 328 amino acids. Gene Ontology annotation, biological process: transmembrane transport. The record is from RefSeq and is a predicted model, not a curated record. The transcript has 9 exons. Lineage: Eukaryota; Metazoa; Chordata; Amphibia; Anura; Hylidae. Gene Ontology annotation, cellular component: mitochondrial inner membrane.